Molecule: messenger RNA, 2773 nt
Organism: Anastrepha ludens (Mexican fruit fly)
Lineage: Eukaryota; Metazoa; Arthropoda; Insecta; Diptera; Tephritidae
Gene: drl
Product: tyrosine-protein kinase Drl
Exons: 3
Coding region: 1-1809 (602 amino acids)
Biological process (GO): axonogenesis; positive regulation of kinase activity; multicellular organism development
Cellular component (GO): signaling receptor complex
Molecular function (GO): protein kinase activity; ATP binding
Source: RefSeq, a predicted model, not a curated record
AUGGACGUUAUCUUCUCUUUUGCAGGUGUCUCUGCUGAGCUGUACUAUGUGCGCGAUGGCCAAGUCAAUGAUUAUGCGCUUAACUUUGCCGUGCCCGUACCAGCGAACGUCAACGAAAUCUCAUUCACAUGGCAAAGUCUAGCCCACCAUCCGCUACCCUACAGUGUCAACAUUAUUACAUCAGAGCCGUUCGUGCUGCCGCGGCCAAUGCUGAAUAUUUCGCGCAUCGGUGAAAUUCCAUUGGAGCCACAGACAUUCGCUGUCAGCCUGAAGUGUUCUGGCACUCGCGAUGCAGAAGUCGAGGUCACCAUCGCCAUCGAAAUAAUAUUGGACCGAAAGACGAACAACAUAACAGACUUGAUGUUCAGACGUAAAAAAAUUUGCCUUGCUGGCCCACAGGAUGACGGUCGACACAGCAGUAGCAGUAGUGGUAGUAGUAGCAGUGGUAGUAGCAACAUGAACAUGCAGAUUAAUCACCCAGUCGAGGGUAUUUUCAAAGACUCUACAAGUGUUAAUUCUGCACAUGAUGCCGAGGUUGCCAAGGUGGGUGGGGAUAGUGUGAGUGAUGAUCAUGCGACCAGUAGCGAUGAGCAACACACAAUGGAUGAAAACUUGUUGGGUGGUGGCCGCUUAAGCGGUGCAGGCACUGUUUUACAUGACUUCGAUCCAAUGUUAAAAGAGACUCUCGCACCACCGACUAGUGGUGUCACCACACUAAUAGUUGGUGGCAUUCUAGCUUUACUGCUUGUCACUACACUCAUCGUUAUCGCCUAUUGCGCCAAAGGUCCCACGAAACGUCAAAAUCAUGGUGUACAUCUGAUAAAGACUUCCAGCUUCCAACGCCUACCGACUAUAUCAUCAACUGCACACAAUUCCAUCUACGUGUGCCCGUCGGUAAUCACACCAACUUAUGCCACACUCACGCGUCCUUUUCGCGAAUAUGAGCACGAACCCGAGGAGUUCAAUCGGCGUCUCAACGAACUUACAGUGCAAAAGUGUCGAGUGCGUCUUUCGAGUCUGGUGCAGGAGGGCACAUAUGGGCGCAUCUAUAAAGGCACUUACAGCGAUUGUCAGGAGGUGUUGGUAAAAACGGUCGCCCAGCAUGCCAGUCAAAUGCAAGUAUCACUUUUGCUACAGGAAGGCAUGAUGCUUUACGAUGCGUCCCACCCGAACGUUCUCUCCGUUUUAGGCGUCACAAUCGAGGAUUUUACCACACCAUUCGUGCUCUAUCCGGCAAGCAAUAAUACACGAAACCUUAAGUUGUUCCUCCAAGAACCGGCAUACGCGCGUAGUGUGACCACUAUCCAAACCGUACUUAUGUCGUCGCAACUAGCAAUGGCAAUGGAACACCUGCACAAUCAUGGUGUAAUACAUAAAGAUGUGGCGGCCAGGAAUUGCGUCAUUGACGACCAGCUACGCGUCAAAUUAACCGAUAGUUCUCUAAGCCGCGAUCUGUUUCCAGCUGAUUACAACUGUUUGGGUGACGGUGAGAAUCGACCCAUUAAAUGGAUGUCUCUUGAAGCCAUACAAAAGAAACACUUCAACGAGGGCAGCGAUGUGUGGUCCUUUGGCGUCCUGAUGUGGGAGAUGUGCACACUGGGUAAACUCCCGUACGCCGAGAUCGAUCCAUACGAAAUGGAGCACUACUUGAAAGACGGUUACCGCUUGGCACAGCCCUAUAACUGUCCAGAUGAAUUAUUUACCAUAAUGGCUUACUGCUGGGCAGUGCUACCAACGGAACGUCCCUCAUUUAGCCAAUUGCAAAUAUGCCUUUCGGAAUUCCAUACGCAAAUCACCAGAUAUGUCUAAGUGCGAGCCGAAUUAUGGAAGCGAAUAUAACUUCAGUGGAUAGCAAAAAUAAUAAUAAAAAACAAAACACUGUUGUAUGUACAUAAAUAAAGAAUUCUUCAUACGAGACCCAGUAGACUCAAAAAUCCCAAAGACAAAAUAUCAAAAGGAUAAUAGAUAUAUUCUUGCACACAUACAUACACUUGUACAUUCUCGUACACACAUACACAUGCCUAUGUGUAUAUGAAUGAGCAAGUAUGUAUGGAGUAGAUGCUAAGCAGUAGAAGAUUUUUAUGACUUAUGUUUAAUAAAAUUAAGUUCUGAGAGACAUUAAAGUUUUAGCAAACUACCAAUAAGAUCCUUAGCAGAUAGAAAAGAAUGCGUGAUUUAUGGAAUGGCAAGUCAAAAGUGCCAAAUACAUACAUACGUACAUAUAUGAGUUCAAGAAAGGUGUACUCGUAGACCAAAUUGUUUGCCCCGCAAGUAGUUGAGUAUUAAGCUUUAAAAAAAGGAAAAGUUGUUAAAAAUGUCUCCAGUUGCGAAACUCUGACACUGACGAUAGUUAGUCUUUAACAAACACUUAAAUAUAAGUAGCAUUUGCCUAUGUAGACGUACAUGUAUGUAUAUAGUAAGUAUGUACAUUUAGGAGUCCGUGUUUAAGCCUUUGAUGUAAAUGUAAAUGUUAUUAGGUAAAGACAGUUUAAUCUCUAAGCGCGUAAUUCUUAAGUGCAUAAUGAUAUGAAACUAAUAUGUACACUUAUCUGUUCAAUCACAUAAUCUAGAUUUACACAUACAUACAUACAUAUGCAGUAUAUAUGUAUACUUAUAUUAAGUUACUGUUCGCCCCCACUCAGGUCUAGUUCUUAUCCCUCAUAUUAUCUUUUUAUUGUCUUACAGUCAUUUCGUAAUAAGUGCGAGUUCUCAACCCGUAGUUUCUAAUCAAAACUUUAACUGAAACGAAAUAAACGUCCAAAAAUCGAAUUUU